This is a messenger RNA of Aplysia californica (California sea hare), 598 nucleotides long. RefSeq lists its product as uncharacterized. Gene Ontology annotation, molecular function: protein binding. The record is from RefSeq and is a predicted model, not a curated record. The coding region runs from base 52 to 387 and encodes 111 amino acids. NCBI's taxonomy places the organism in Eukaryota, Metazoa, Mollusca, Gastropoda, Aplysiida, Aplysiidae. The transcript is spliced from 2 exons.
CUUUCAGAGACCCCCUGGAGCUCAGGAAGACCGACUUAGUUGCAGGUCAUCAUGGGGGAUGCAAGAAAGGUUCAGAAGCCCGUGCGCCUAUCGCUGGCCUAUAGGGGCUUGAGUGGCCUUCCGCCUGACCUUGUUGAUCAGUGCAGACUCACGUUGGUGGAACUGGACAUGAGCAACAACAAAGUCUCAGAUUUACGCUUUCUCGUUGACCUCUGCGUGCUCGAGACCCUGGUACUGGACAACAAUCUGGUCACCUCACAGGUCAAGGUGCCCUAUCUCCCACAGCUGCAUACCCUCUGGCUCAACCACAACAGAAUAGAAAAUCUGGGUAAGCCAAGCAACGAACAAGUUGUGUAUAUUUGUUUGUUUGUUUGUGUGUGCUUCUAGUUGACACACAGAAAAAGGCACAAAAUAACAAAAUGGAAUAAUAAAUGCAUAUUGGUGUGAGUUACACGGCUAUGUUUAGAAUGCACUAUGUCAUGUAGCGUUAUCAGAAUGAUUUUAUAAUAGGCAUAUCAUUCGGUUCCGAGCUUUUAGGUUCACAAAAUUUGGUGUCAGCUGCAUCUUACUACUAAUGGAGCUAAGGCCAAAUUUUGCG